GUCAAAUGUCAUUUCGGCGAUAGUUUGCCGAACCUACAGACUGCGAAUGUUAAUAUAUCUCAAAAGUCCUCCGGGCAGAGGCCUUCCUCAGUACCAACACAUCACAUACUCGCCAAAAAGUCUAGCGAUAACUUCACGUCACGUUCAGAUGGCUGAUCCAAUCGACACGAAAAACAGGGAACUCAUGGAUUACCUCUUUGAGAAGAAGGAAGAGGUGCCAAAUGAAAUUUACGUCACCUUGACAAAUAUAGUCAAGAAAAAGCAGACUACCAGUAAUAAAUACUUUAAGGUUAAGUACAGUUUAACCGAAGCAAUUGCUGUCGCCCACGGAGGAGGUGAUGACGAGGACAUGGAGAUAACAAUGAAAUACAAGACCAAAAGUCGUGAGGGAAUCCUUCGCCAACUAAAGUCAGGAGAACGGGUGGAUAGAUCUAUUUUUGACGAUAUUUUGGACGGUUAUGCUCCCAUGGAUAUUACCGCGUUUAGAGACGCGACGGGAGUUGUGGGAGCAACAUUUGUGAAGACAGAAUGGCUACUAGACAACGUCAGUUAUACUAUCGGCAAACUAUCGCCGAAAUGACAUUUGACGAAUGUCGAACCUACCAACUAUAUAUUUAACAUUCGCAGUCCGCAGGUUCGACAAACUAUCGCCGAAAUGACGAAUGUCGAACCUACCAACUAUAUAUUAACAUUCGCAGUCCGUAGGUUCGACAAACUAUCGCCGAAGUGACAUUCGACGAGUUAACCAGGUAAUUGUCGAAUGUCGAACCUACCAACUAUAUAUUUAACAUUCACAGUCCGUAGGUUCGGCAUACUAUCGCCGAAAUGACAAGUGGCGGGUUUAUCAGGUAAUUUCGUAUUAUAUAAAUCAGGUUAGCCGCGCGGGUUUUCGUAACGUGCGGGUUAGGGUUCGCGUCCGGGUUAGGGUUGCGUAACGUGCGGGUUAGGUUUUAUACGAGCUGGACCUUUAAAGGUCCAGCUCGAUGGGCGGGCGACAGCGACGGCGGGCCCACCGGCCCAGGAGACCCCAAAACCUACUUUAAAGGCCUCCGUGAAAGUGCGUGACGAGUUCUCGAGCGCUUAGGUUCAAUUCGCCCUACCCGGCCCGGGCCGCGCGCGGUUUGAGUGUCACUGGCACAAGUUGAAUUGAAGGCCAUCAUGAUUCAUUGAUUGUCGUUUCCUCAUGGGUGUCGUUUUGCCAUGGCGACGCCGAUGAGAUACUGUUGGUGCGAACCAAGGUUUAUCUUCACCUGGUUAGCGAUCAUGCAUAUAGGUUGCGCAUUAUUAAUAUAUUCGUCACCGUGACAUUCAGAGCGUCCAAGUUUAUAAAUAUACUACUUGUCGUUUUUUAUAUCAUUUUGGAGAUCAGAGGUCGGUUGUCCUGUGAGCGCAGCAAAUGGGGCUUAAUCGACCUCUAAAAUAUCGAAAGGUGUAAAAAAUGCUACGUCUGUGUCUGUCAUCAUCUAUCGUUCAUUGACGGUUCAAGUUACGUGACCGUGACCUUAUCGCCGUGUCCGAGUUGAAGCUCGAUUGGGCAUCCUACCCCAAGCAGGAUGAAGGCGCUUUAGGAGCUUGUUCCUUUUCUCAGGUCCCGCUUAAUUAAUAAAUUAAAACUAACUUCCUUCAUUCAAAUGGACGAUUGCUAGGCUAGGCUGUAGCAUGGGUUUUCUGCAGGCUAUUUUCCAUUUCCAUCACGAGAGUUUGGAGGAGCCCGGCGCCGUUAAUCACGGCGGUGGCAGCAACUAGCACGGUGAAUGGAAAGUCGGGCCGGCGCGAAAGCAGGCGCAGCGCUGCAAUCUCGGCGUACGUCACUCCUCCAACAAAAACAACAACCAGAACGGGCUUGGCACCGGGGCUCGCUGGUGACCCGGGUGAAACACGGUGCAGCGCGCCGGCGGCGAGCACGCCCGCCCCGGCGUCGUCGAACGCGCAUCCAAGUUCCUCGCGCGAGAACGCACGGGGUGCAUAUGCAAGAUGCGGGAGGCCGGGAACUUGCGGGAGCGCCGUAGCGAGUGCGGCGUCAUCCGGCGCGGCGAUCGCUUCGACGAGGCGGACUGAGAUCGGCGCAUAGCCCGAGGAAACCUGUGCAAAUGCGAUCUGUCGGUGACAAUUCCGCCUGUCCCCCUCAGUCUGGGCAGUGCAAUAUCCCAUCCGGGGUCCGCUUAGGUAUAGGCGCGCAGUGCAGGGAGCCCGGCACGGGGCGCCGA
Messenger RNA from Pelagomonas calceolata, 2207 nucleotides. The record is from the annotation of a GenBank genome assembly. Lineage: Eukaryota; Pelagophyceae; Pelagomonadales; Pelagomonadaceae.